Leptosia nina is the source of this 8727-nucleotide messenger RNA. NCBI's taxonomy places the organism in Eukaryota, Metazoa, Arthropoda, Insecta, Lepidoptera, Pieridae. The record is from the annotation of a GenBank genome assembly.
AUGAAUCGCGAUUACUACAGAGCGAUGUACAACUCGAACCGUCCAGACUCGCGUGAUAUUCUCGAUAACGAAACGGAGUUCAACGCGAACCAGUUCAAACUGUACGACGAUUUCACGACAGACCUGCGCAUAAACUUUAACUCGAUAAGGAAUUUCCACGAGGUCAUGAGGAACGAGAAACGAAGGACGGACCCGAACGACUCUGGAGUCGAUCUAGAGAACGGGAACGAUGUUGCCACGACCGACCGCGACCUGUUGGAGAACGAAGUUAUGGUAGACCCGUGGAGCAGCAUGGACUCAUCCAACUCGCCAUUGACUGAUUCCGGACCAUCCGCUAGUGACGACUGCACACCCUCUACCUCCAGUGAAGCAAGAAAACCAUCAAAUGCCUCGUCGCCUGUAUCGACGGACGCGCGCCGCAAUCAGGACUCCGAAGACACGCAUACUGUCAAUCAGACCGAACGAAGAAACGCAGACAAGGCGCGCGCCAGAGAUUUCACAUUAGAUUUGGACACGUUAGAGCCAGAUGCCAUCCCACGCAGGUCAAACUUUCUCGACGAGGACUUCCAAUUGCAUUCGAAGACUAACCUCGAAUGCCGAAUUCCAAAGCCACACUUCCUUGAUCAUUCGCCUUCGCCAGAUGAAUUCGACGAACGCAGCGACAUCACCAAUCCGAAUUUCCUCGAAGAUGACGACGUCGAUGACAAUCAAGCGCAGAAGAAAGGAGCACUUCCAAAGAGGCAAAGUAAACCGCAAUCCUCGUACACGCAAGAAGAUAGGCCGCAUAGAACCAGUUAUAGAAGCACUCUACACUACGGACUGGAGAGCGUGGCCCGAUCGAGCGAACGCCACAAACGCGCUUCCCAACUUUACACGGGGACCUGGCCGGGAGAACGCGACGUCUGGACAGGUCAUGACACUUCCAGCGUUCGCAGUUUUUCGAGUAACGGAUCCAGCGACUGUCCGCGGCCUUCAUCAAAUCUAGAAAACAAAAUGGAGUGCGUGUGCUCAUUAAUUUCACUUCUUAGUCUGUCGCCAGAAAACAACGCAGACUUAAGUGGGCCGCUGUUGGAUAUGAGCAGGUCCGUAGAGAGCUGUAUAGCGAUGCGACAGGCCGGUUGUAUACCUCUGUUAGUUCAAUUGAUCCAUUCCAAAGUUGCAAGAGAAACGAGGGACCGCGCGGCCAAAGCGCUUAGAAACAUUAUUCACACGCAGACUGACGAUAAAGCGGGAAGGCGUGAAGCGCGAGUGUGGAGAUUGUUAGAACAAGUCAGAGAGUACUGCUAUGCGCUGGAAGAUAUAGUGGAAGCGAGAAAAGACGGCAAAGAGGUAGUGGAAGACGAUACAACGAAACACCCUAGUCAAAGUGUCGCCGCUCUGAUGAAAUUAUCGUUCGACGAAGAGCACAGGCACGUCGUGUGCCAGUUGGGCGGUCUCCAGGCCUUGGCGGCGUUAGUGAGCGGCGAUCAAGCAGCUCACGGAAGCAGAACCGAUGACAGUACGUGUCUGACAAUGAGGAAGUACGCAGGAAUGACGUUGACCAAUUUAACUUUCGGCGACGGAAACAAUAAGUCAUUAUUGUGCUCAUUCAAAGAAUUCAUGAUGGCUCUGGUCGAACAACUCGAGUCGCCUAAUGAUGACAUGCGACAGGUUACGGCGGCUGUCUUAAGAAACCUAUCGUGGCGCGCAGAUACGAACAGUAAGCAAGUUCUAAGGGAAGUCGGCGCAGUGAAAGGUCUCACCAAAGCAGCUAUGACCUGUCAAAAAGAAGCUACACUCAAGUCUGUACUCUCCGCUCUAUGGAACCUGACAGCACAUUGUUCCAUGAAUAAGGUUGCUCUAUGCUCUGUCGAUGGAGCCCUAGGCUUCCUGGUUGAUAUGCUUAGUUACAACUCCCCCACUAAGACCUUAGCGAUCGUCGAGAACGCAGGCGGCAUCAUGCGCAAUGUGUCCAGUCACAUCGCCGUCCGAGAAGAUUACAGGCAAAUUCUCCGCGAGAGAAAUUGUUUAAGUGUCCUCCUUCAACACCUGAAAUCUCCGAGCCUGACCGUUGUUAGCAACUCAUGUGGUACUCUGUGGAAUUUGUCUGCGAGAUGCCCGCAUGACCAACAGUUUCUCUGGGACCAUGGAGCGGUGCCCAUGCUGAGAAGCCUUAUACAUUCUAAACAUAAAAUGAUAGCGAUGGGAUCGAGUGCUGCCCUGAAAAACCUAUUGAACUCCAAACCUGGUAAAACUCAUAUCAUUUCCUUGGAUACGACGGCGAGAAAUAUGAACUUACCUGCCCUUCCCACUCUCGGUGCUAGAAAACAAAAGGCGCUAGAACAGGAAUUAGACCAAAACCUAGCAGAGACUUGCGAUAACAUCGAACCGGCAACAUCUCCUUCAACGAGUAAUAGGGAAGAGAAGAACCUGUUUGUCGCGACAGAGAGACAAAUAGCUAUGAAUCUGGAGAGACACAGGAUGACAUCUAGUUCUCCAUUAAUGGGUACGCUGGCCUCACAGAUAUCACUAAGCCAUAGUGCACAUCUAGCUAGCUAUUUAAGUUGCAGUAACACACUGCUCAAAGGUGCUUUAAUAUCUCGUUCCACAGGUGGAAGUUCCAACAACGUGAAUAGAUCGGACAGCAAAGAUUCUGUCACAAGCACGCAUUCGGAUUCAGUGUUCGAAAAAGUAAUGCGAACGGGCAAAGUGCCCGUGCCGACGCCCAGGAAUAAAGAUCUCAUGAAAAUAGAAAGCGCUGAGGGAAUGAAAGAUUCAACGACGUUGCCAAAGAAUCCCGCAUUCCUGAGGUAUUCCAGCCAACCGCCCAUUCCGCCUCCACGCAGCUCGACAGACAUGAGAACUAACUAUACAGAAUCUGGUUAUGACGUCGACCAGGAUUCUUGCGACCAGCCAAUAGAUUUCAGUAGAAAGUACUCGGAGACAAAAGCGAAUUACUCCGAGCCUGUCGACAAAGCGAAGCUAGAGGGCAAGAAGUACUCCAAAAAGGUUUCCACGUUCGGCGAUUAUCAGGAAACGGACUUGGAUCAACCCACGGAUUACUCACUUCGAUACGCUGAACACCAAUCUGAAACGGGUUCGGAUAUUUCUGAACCCCCAGGACCUUCGAUCAACGAGGACACGAUAAAACACUUUGCGACUGAAGGUACUCCAUAUGAGACCCCCAUCAUAUUUUCGACGGCGACAUCUAUGUCAGACUUGCGCGUUAUAGGCAAAGAGGGAAAACCCAAAACUUCAAGUGUGAAAGAGAAUCCAGAAGUCAUGACACAUUCGGACGAGAAAGAUACUUGCUCGAUAGAAGACCCUCCAAGACACGACAACGAUAUCGCAAUAUCAACACCGCAAACAGAACCGGUCGUGAAGAACAGAGAGAUAUUCGACACCAAGUUCAGUUCGGGAAUGAUAAGCCCAGAAAAACCAGUGAACUACUGUGAUGAGGGAACCCCAGGAUAUUUCUCGAGGGUCAGCUCGCUUAGUAGUUUAGGAGAGCCCACAGAAGAAGACUGUUUAGCUAAGAAAAACGCUCAAGCCACUAUUAAUGUGGAUCAAAGUUUACAAGAGGAGAGCACUAGCAGCAGUAAAGAUAAAGAAGGUCUAAAGGCGGUGACGUUUGCGUCGGAGCCAGUGGAAGUGCAGCAGGCGUCUGGAAUGACGUCAGCUCGUACGUCCUCACCACAACGCUUCAUAGAGGACACGCCUCUCAUGUUCUCCAGGACUAGUUCCCUCGGUUCAUUACCGGACUGUGAACAACAGGACGAUCAUGGCUCAGUCGUUUCUGAAGUUAGCCGCUUAACAUCGGGAUGUAUAUCGCCAAGCGAAAUCCCAGACUCACCAGGGCAGAGUAUGCCGCUCUCUCCCCGUUCGCGUCACAGAAUGCAGGAACCCGCAACCGAGCCCGCUACACCUCCACUUCCCGAAGACCGUGUGGCUUCAGUAUUCGACGAGCGAGUCUCCCAGUUCGUUGUGGAGAACACUCCUGCGCACUUCUCGCGGAACACGAGCCUCUCUAGUCUCACCAUCAACGACGAGCCCAAGUCGUCGUUAUUGGCUGAGACUUCACAUCAAGACGCCGACACAUCAGCAGAAAACGUAGUGGAGGAUGAAAUCGACAAUGACGGAGAUCCACAACCUUUGCCGAAUUUCUGUGUUCAAAGGCGUAUUAGAGGUAAUCAGACACCCGGUGACUCAUGCCAAGUGUACUACACAGAAGACACACCGGCCAUUUUGUCCAAAGCGGGAAGUAACUCCAACCUCUCCGCUUUGUCCAUCGACUCCUCGGCGUUAGGACUCCGCCCCGCCGACACCUCCGACAGUUCCAACUUGAGCGACGCCGGAGAUCUUCUAGAAGAAUGUAUUCAGAAGGGCAUCGCCCAGGUUGUAAAGAACAAAGGUCCACCAUCAGACGUUUCACCAGUAAAUCAACACUGCUCCAGAGAUGAUGUCUAUAGAUCUUUGCCGUCACACUUGCGUUCGUCUACGGAAACGGUCAUGGUGUCACACGACCUAUCCAGGGGAAUGCGCGAUAGUGUUAGCCCAGUAGCUUGUCCGCCACCUCUACCGCCUAAGAUGCCACAAAGUGCCCCGCCACGACCCCCCACCAUUCGCACAACACAUCAUUUUGACGAUAACCAAGACGAAACGACACAGGAUAGACCUCAGAGUGUUCUCAGAAGCAAACCAAAGCUCCCCGUAACAUCGGGUCUAGCUAGAAAUGACUCGUUGAGCUCCCUCAGUUUGGACUCUUUUGGGUCAACGGACAGGGAAAUAUUCGAGGAAACGGUCAAAGCUGGACUAUCUAGCGUCAACCCUAGAGCACAGUACUCCCUGGACGUACACAAGGGCAAGGCGCAUUCGGUCGAACGGCCUUCUGAAACAAACAGACACACGCGACACCACAAAUCUUUAGAUAGGAGCGACAAAAUAACACAACACAAACCCAAAGCAAAAGACCCAGAAUUCGAAAGAAACUUAGCAUCAGGGUUGUAUAACAUCAAACAGACCAGUAAAGUUAAACAACUAGAACAAGAAUUAGCAGCAAAUAGAUCACCGUAUUUCGGAGAGAGCUCAGGAUUGUCGCGACAGAGACUUUCCAGGUUCUACGACGACGGACCGCCCAGUUUACCGGCUAGGAUCGAAGACAGGCGGGACAGGAGUAAUUCCUUGAGCUCCCUCAGCAACGAUUCCUUCGGCUCUACCGAUAAGGAGGUCUUCGAAAGAUGUGUCAGGAUGGGAAUGGCAAAGCCCAGCAAGAAACGAGACGACAAACUGCGCGUUCGCAGCGACGAUCGACUCGAAAUCCGCGAAUCCAGGCGCAGAAAGAAGGAGAAGACCCAAGGCGCUCUAGACCGCAUGGUCGGCGAGGAGUACUCGAAAGAUCGCGCGAUACUCGAAGAGGUGAUAGCGCGCGGCGCCGGCGAGCAUAAACCAAACCAAUCCCAAAGCAAUGAAACAAAACAGUCAAAAAACGUUCCGGCGCCGUCUGCGUUUCUCGCGGCCGCAGGCGUGCGCGCAGAUCCCGCGCGAGAAACUGGCUCUGACCGAAGCGACGUCCAGUCGCAGUCUAUCAUAUUCAUCCGACCCAACGAAAUGGCCACCGUCGAUUCUGCUAACACCACACUCGAAUCGGCCGAGGCCGAGAUGAACAGGUCGAACGAGUGUCUCGCUCCCAAAUCUAUCAACACCACGAUAGAAUCGGAGAAGGAUGAACUCAACAGGUCCAACGAGUCGUACGCUGACGUCCUAGACGGGUCGUGGAGCGACGAGUCUCACAGAGAGUACGAUAGCGGCACGCUCACCCGCAAGAAGCACAAGUAUGAAUGGACAGAUAUCAAAUGUGACGUCGACAAAGAAGAAGUUUCCAAGCACGACACGUGGAACGAAAACACGUGCCCCGAUGACGUCACGUUCCCGACUAUAAGCGGCUCGGUGCACCUCGUUUCGUCUAUCAAAAGCGAAUUGGGGGACACGGCGGCGGCCGCUCUGCCCGAUUUGCUGGAGAAGAGCGAAGCGCCAAACAUGUUUUCGCGGCCCGAUUUGACAAAUAAACUCGAUCUUGACAGUGAUGACGCAAAGAGCGAUAAGUUUAUGCUGGAUGACAUCCCAGAACCCAGUUUCACAUCUCUUAUAGAUGACGCUGAACCGAAGUUCGAUUCUCUUAUGGCCUCCGCGAUCGAGAAAGAGGCGGCAAGAUUGGCCGCGCAAUUAAAAAUAACAAUGGAGAAUAGUGUCACAUCACUGACGUCGAUAGAUUUGGACAACGUGAAACCGCCCUCAAAUUUGGGCAGCCUCCUGUCACUGAGCGCGUCUGGGCAGUGGGAGGACACGUCGACUCAGUCCAAAAAGGGUCAAAAAUCUAGGAAAAAGUCGCUGCCAGUUACAUCAAUGGUAAAAAGGGCGCUGAGUAAUUCCCAUCAUCUAGGCAGCUCAGAACACUUAGAUACGCACCCGGUCAGCUUCCUAGAUAACAUCAAGCCGCCAUCAGAAAUGGACAACCUGGAUAUGGAAGGCAGCAUGAUUUCAGUAUCGAGCAUAGUAUCCGAAGUGGCCGAUCCCAAAGAUAAACCAAACAUUGUCUUUGAUUUCAAACAACCGGUGCAAGAUUUCCCUCUCUGCCCAACCUUCACUAAUGUCUUCCACGAUUUAGACAAAGUUAACCCACCGUCCUUAUUUGACGAGAUGGUAGAAUCCACUCUCGAAAUAGAACAGACGACAGCACAGCAAGUGUUCGACGACUGCGAAUCUACUUUGAAUGUAGUGACCGACAUACCGUCCGGUUCGGAGAACUGUACUCCUUUGCCUUCAGACAUUAGCAGCGUCGAAUCGACGCCAAAGAGACAGAGGGACCCGAAAUAUUUAACUCCGAAGGAAAAGCGAAAAGUAUCUAAUAAUAGAUACCAAACUUAUACAAUCAAAGACACCGUAACGGAGAAUGACGUCACGUUAGAGGCUGACGAAUCCGAGGAAUUUCUCACAUGGACCAAAUCGGAAAGCGACAGAUCUGACGAUUAUGUCACGGCGAAUUCUGAAUCACGAUCGAAGAAACGUGUGAGUGCCAAACAGCGACGGCUGGAGGACAGAGCUAGGUACCAAACGCAGACCGUCGACAUUCACAACAUCCUCACACAGGGGCCCUCGCAAUCCCAAGGCGUUGAUCCGCAGAUAGAAAGUUUAAAACGACGCCUGGCAGCGAAGAAGACGAUCAAACAGAAACGUAUCGAAGACGCCGAAAGAUUUAGAACUAGAACACUUAGCGAAGACAUUCCUCCGUCCCCUACUUUUGUAACGAAAGACGCAAAUUUCGAAAACGUCGAAACCACCACAGGUUACGACAGUCUCUCUUCUAAUGAACCGAACCACCAGCAAAUAUUAGACGACAGACACGACGAUGUCUUUCGGGACGCAGAUAGUGGACAUAACGAGGAUGACUUCGAAUUAAACUCGUCGCAAUUGAAAAGUUAUACGAAAACCUUUAGAAACUAUCUUCCCGUUAUAGAAAGCCCGGCGGCGGUAGAUUUGUGCGUUGUCAACAAUUUAAAGAAUAUAGAGAUGACCGCGUCGUUUAAACGCUCCUUGCAAAGUGAAAAGAAUGUUAACCCAAGCACCAGCGACUUCGCGAGUUACGAGGGCGAUAGUAACUCAGAAGAUAAGGCUCAUUCCGAGUCGGAUACAGAAAACAAUUUAAAUCCACCAAAACCGAAAAUAGUUAAGCCUGAAUUCACGAGGGCUCGAAGUUUGGAUUCAAACGAUUCCGGCGAUAAGGAACAAGAGGCUCUGAAGCCCGUCCGGGGUAGGAAGAAAGCUGCUUACGUUUCGCCCUAUCGCAGAAAUCCGCCUCCGCCUAAAAAAGCACCUACCCCUCAAGUUAAAUCCAUUCCUAAAACCACUCCAAAAGCGAGCACGUCCUCUAAAGCAAAUUCAAAUCCCAAAACAGUUAAAACCCCUCCUAAAGCUCCUAGUGCAAAUUCUUCACCUAAAAAGUCAAUUCCUAUUAAACCUCUUACGAAAACUACUCAAAAAGUACUCUCAAUACCUCCCGUGACCAGCAAACCCGUUCCCCUAGUUAGACAAGGGACAUUCACGAAGGAAGAGAGCUCUGUUCCGCCUAAAAAUCUUCCAAUCCCCGAAACCAAGAUAGUUUCCAGUACUCGUGGAGUGACCUCCCCUGUUAAAUCCUUAGCUAAUACGUCCCCUUCACGGCUACCUCAGUUCAGUCGCACGCGACCAUCUACUUCCAAAACCAACCAACCGAAACAAACUAAGACUUCAGUGAAACGUAACGAAAAUACGAUGAAGAACUCUGCGUCCAACCACAGUUUACAGAGCAACGACAGUGGCAAAACUAUCGUCUUAGCCAGGAGUUCUCGACCGGGUAGCACGUCCAGCAUCAACUCCAUCUCAUCUCCCAAACAGAAAGAUGUCGAAAGCAAGAUAGCUAAUCUAUGGAAGAAAGCGGAGCAAACUAGGAAACUACCCUCGAAAACAGACAAGAAAGUUUGGAUCGAAAGCGAUAAAACUGAGACGCCUAAGCUAAUUAGGAGCUCCACAUUCGAGGGCCAACCUAAACAAACAGUGACGACCACAAAGCAAAAAUCUGCGAUAGGUAUCCGAGUGUCUCAGAUACCCAGUCUCAGACCAAAGUCGACACCUGCCGCUAAAACCUCAAGCGUUAAAAAGCCCGCUUUCACUAAAGGAGCGUUGAGAAAGCCUAGCGGACAAGUCACAUCUUGA